UUGUACUCCGGACUGGCUGGUGGGUGAUAAGGCGCAAAAACUCGCCAGUCAGUUUAUAAACAAAUCCCAAGGAGGCAGCAACGAUAAGGGACUCUGAGCCUCUGCACACACAGCCUCACCAUGAAACCCUGUUCAUUUAUAUUGUUGGCGUGGACCUUGGCUUUCGUAGCUCCCUCACCCAGUUUUGGAUAUUCUCCUCGAGAGGAUGCUAGAUUAAUUCGGGAAUACAAGCAGAAACUAGAGCUAAACCACGCCAAGAUCGCCAGAGAUCUCGUGCAUCGAGCCAACUGGGCUGCUGUGGGCAGCAUCUCCACAAACAAAAUCAUUGAGGGUUAUCCCAUGGUCAACAUCAUUUCCACAGACGAUAGCGACUCCAACGGUCAAUCUACAGGCAGAAUACGUUUUCUCCUAACUGAUUUGGACUUUACUGGCCCGGAUUGGGAGCAUAACAAUAAGGUGACCUUAAUGUUCAGCGAUGACCAAACUCUGAAUUGCAAGAAUUCUGGCAUGGAUCCAAUGGAACCCACUUGUGCUCGCACCAUGCUAAGUGGGCAGGUGAAGAAGAUAAAUCCAAGCGAUAGCAGCUAUCAGCCCGCCUUGGAUGCUUUCGUGAAACGCCAUCCAGCAGCUAAUAAUUGGUUGAAAGCCCACAACUUCUACCUGUGUGAGCUGGACAUUCGCAACAUCUUUGUUCUCGACUUCUAUGGAGGCCCACACCAGGUCAGCGCCUCCGACUAUUACGCCGUUAAGGCGUAGAUUACUCAUUUGGGAAACCACCUGACGCCUCAUUACUUUUAUUACUGCGCCACAAUUUAAAUGAUAAGUAAUUUGAUCAAGGAAUUGAAAGAAUAAAUUUAGUAAACAAACA
Drosophila bipectinata is the source of this 868-nucleotide messenger RNA. It is a transcript of the gene CREG, whose product is annotated as Cellular Repressor of E1A-stimulated Genes. The record is from RefSeq and is a predicted model, not a curated record. NCBI's taxonomy places the organism in Eukaryota, Metazoa, Arthropoda, Insecta, Diptera, Drosophilidae.